AUGCCAGACACCACGCCCGAGAUCCUCGGGACUACCCUCGAAGCCCUUGGGCAUGAUACCAGCUCCGCCCUCUGGGGCUCUGAACUGUUGCUCUCUCAGCCUGGCGUGAUUAAGGAGGUUCACAGACGGUAUUGGGAGGCAGGAAGUGACCUCGUCGAGAGCGCUACAUACCAGCUCACGCCACAAAACCUUCAAGACCACCUCUCCAUAUCUCCUUCCCAGGCGAGCAACAUUCUUCAGACUGGCGUCAACAUUGUCUCGGACUCUGCGCCUGCUCCAUCCGGGCCAAGCAGACCAGGAAGGGGCGUCGUCCUCUCCAUGGGACCUUUCGGCAGUACCCUCCAGCCAGGGCAAGAGUAUGCUGGCAUCUAUCCAGCUCCCUUUGGCCCCGGGGGAUCAUCAAACAGCUUCUUGGAGGACCAAACCGAGCAGGAGGAGGCUGCGGUGGAAGCUCUCGCAGAGCAUCACCUUUCCAAAUUACUCGCUAUCGCUGCCGACGAGCGAACAUGGUCCAAAGUCGAAUGGAUAGCGUUCGAAACCAUUCCCGUUCUUCACGAGGCCAGAGCGAUUCGCCGGGCUAUGGGAAGGCUAGAGAAGAAGCGGGGGGGUGGUAGGAAGAAAUUCUGGAUCGUGGCGCCUUUUCCUGAUGGACUACAUCCUCAGAUCUUGACUUCGGGGAAGCAUGCGCCCCUGUCGCUUUAUCUGUCUACGCUCCUGGGCCUGUCACAGGAGGACUCUGUCCCGGACGGUAUUGGGGUAAACUGCACUAACCCUUCUUAUCUUCCUACUAUUCUCGGCGAGCUCACUUCUCUUGUAACCGCCUAUUCGACGUCAGUGACGAAACCCUGGCUCGUCUUUUACCCAGACGGAGGGCAGGUGUACGACGUCGUCUCUCGAACAUGGACCGUAGCCCCUUCCAGCCCUGCCAAUGCUCAAGAUUGGGCUGAACGUAUUGGCGACUUGGCCAUACGCUAUGGCCAUGCGCACACAGAGGACCAGUCCGAGACGAGGAUCUGGAGAGGUAUCAUCGUCGGGGGGUGCUGCAAGUCGUCUUUCGACGAGAUAAAGGCGUUGCGAACAGUAAUUGAUAGAGCAUAG
Messenger RNA from Cryptococcus wingfieldii CBS 7118, 1098 nucleotides. RefSeq lists its product as hypothetical. The transcript is spliced from 3 exons. NCBI's taxonomy places the organism in Eukaryota, Fungi, Basidiomycota, Tremellomycetes, Tremellales, Cryptococcaceae. Gene Ontology annotation, molecular function: S-adenosylmethionine-homocysteine S-methyltransferase activity. Gene Ontology annotation, biological process: S-methylmethionine cycle. Bases 1 to 1098 code for a protein of 365 amino acids. The record is from RefSeq and is a predicted model, not a curated record.